CUGAAUAACACUCCUUCCCUCGUUUGUUUGCGAUUGUCAAUCCCUACCGCAUUUUACAACGCGCAUUCUUGGUUUGCAAAUAGGACACGCAUAGAUCAGCCCUAUAUCGUACUGCGGAUGUUAUAUACAUCUCUCUGUUCAUCGUUUGAGAGCACAUUUUCCCAGUAUUGACAAUGAAUGAAGACCAUGAACUUGCAGCAGGACCAGGGAAGAAGGAAUGGCCAGAGCUUCUUCGCAAGCUUGCGGUUGAUGCCAGAGAUGCUAUACUACAAGACAACCCCAACCUAAAGGUAUUUGCUAUGCCUGCGGGCUCAUCUGUGACGGAAGCCACCUGUUGGAACAGAGUCAGGAUAUAUGUACAGGACGAUGGAACCGUCGCUGCCAUUCCCAGGAUUGGCUAAAGCAAGGGGUUUAUCUACACCUGAUCUGAAGCCAAUAUUCGCACCUGCCUGCAGCAACUGUUUUUACAAAUUUCAAAAACGGAAGUAAAUGAAUCCCAGUUUAUGGGAAUAUAUUAAUAAACAAGUACUUUUAUGGCCUUGAAGAAAUGUCCCUUUAUUUCGAAUAAACGGGUAGUAUAUGCUCAAGCUAUUGCAUUGAAUGCAGCCGUGCACUGCAAAUAUCAAAACAGGUUGACUUGAAGAAAAUAAGUAUUUUCCAAAAUUUAAUUUUGAACCAAAUAACCAGUUUUACCCAAUUGAAUGAACAGCCUGCCAAGGUCGCUUAGUUUAGAGUAUGGCAUAUUCCUGCUUUAUCUCAUGCAGAGACAUCACCAUUGUGUUUACGCCCCCACAUGAAGGUGUAUGUGUGUUAGAUGUAUCUUACUUUACAUAACAAGACAUAGCUCGCCUUAGCUUUUAGUUACGAUGUGCGAAGUAGAUGUCCUAUCUUUACUCCUCCUCAGAAGAAGCGCACACGAAAGACACUAACACAUUGUGGGUAUGGAAUCCAUGAAUAAAAUGUAUUCAUUUGUA
Molecule: messenger RNA, 974 nt
Organism: Haliotis rubra (blacklip abalone)
Lineage: Eukaryota; Metazoa; Mollusca; Gastropoda; Lepetellida; Haliotidae
Product: subtilisin-chymotrypsin inhibitor-2B-like
Exons: 3
Coding region: 174-401 (75 amino acids)
Biological process (GO): response to wounding
Molecular function (GO): serine-type endopeptidase inhibitor activity
Source: RefSeq, a predicted model, not a curated record